UUUUAAACCACGAACUUUUUGGACUAAAAUUUGAACCACAAAGCAAAGCUCGAGAUCGGCUGUUUGUUUGUAAGAGGAUCGCAGAAAAGAAGAGGUUGACUCUCAAUUCAGAAACUGAGAAACUUACAUAUGAACAAGUACAGAAGCUGGGAAUAAAAACAGACAAUAACUGGUUCGUAAACAACACAUAUAUCGAAUCUCCCGAAGAAGUAAAGUGCAUACUCUUAUUCAGGAGAAAAUUCACUUUACCAACUACGAAUGCCAAUUUCUCACCAAUACAUAAUACCGGAAAUGGAACAAUUAAUGCAAUCACUGGUGGAGAAUGAAAGAGAAAAGGAGAUGGCCAGAAAUAAAGAGAGCAACAGAAUACUAUUAUUCACACGCAACAUAAAGCAUAACGCAGCGAAAAAUCUAUUUUAGCAGCUUUUUACAAAGCAAAGGCAUUUGUAAACCUACACAAAAAAAAAAUUUUUCUAAUAGUAGGGGAGCCCACGAUGCUAAAUCGGGAUUUACUCGAGAGUCAUUUUGACCUAUUGGAUUUUGAAGGUGACCAGCAAAAAAUCGGUUUAGUUGUAAAGUUUUCUACACCCAGAAAAAUAUCCUCGAUUUUUAAGUAACACGAUCCAUGUUAAAUUCACAUGAAACAGUUGUACACACGAAACAACAACAAUUUUUCCAUUUUAACAUGAUAUUUUUAACAGGAAAAAAGUGUUAAGAGUAAUAUGAAGUAUUUUUGGUUAAUUUACCAAGAUAUAGUGUUAAAUUUACAUGUGAAUAGUGUUAAAAAUAUAUGGCAACGUGAUUUCUGUUUGUUGCAACCUGAGUUAUUGUAAAAUUUACAUGAGGGUUUUUUUAAAUAAUGUUGAUUCAAACACAUAAAGUGUUAAAUUUACAUUUAGUUGAUGUUAAAAAGGUCUGGCAACAUGAUUUCUGUUUGUUUUGACAUGAGCUAUUGUGAAUUUUACAGGGUAUGUGGUUAGAGAACAUAAAAGUACCGUAAUAUUUUAUUUGCGUGCGCGUUCUUCGUCAUUCGGUUGCAUUUUUAUUUAGUGUAUUAUUUGUGAAAGAUUAUUAAAAAAAGCUAUUUAAAUAUUAAGAAGAAUGGGUACAGAAAAUGUCUUUGGGGAAUCGGCGGGAAUAUAUUUCGUUGUUGAUGGUGAUUUAACCAUGGGGAAUGAAGUUGAGACUUCACUGCAGCAAAGCCAAGCCACUGAAUCUUCACGUGAAAAAGAAAAUUUGAAAGACGUCGUAUGUGGUAAAAUGAACUUCAGUGAAGAAGUUUAUCAAAGACUUCUCGGUAAGUUCUUUGAGAAUCUGCGAGGAACCAUAUGCAUAUUUAUGUUAUUGACAGAUUGCGGAAUGGAUGUAGAAAGUCUGUAUUUCAUCAACGAUGGGGACAUAAAUGAACUUUUCCCUGCAUCAAUGCUCGGAACGAGAGUAAAGUUUAAAGAAAGAGUUGCACGUUGGCGACAGAAUGAAGCUGAUACCAUUUCGUCAAUAGGAUCAUGCAAGAGUUGGAUAAAUUCUAGCCAAGAGUCUCACGACUCGAUAAGAGACAUGGAAGCAAAGAAUUUAAAGUUAAUACUUAAUGCCACUGAAAGAGGUCAAAGCAUCUUUAAACAAUAUAGAGAAAAGACCGUGCUGUCAGAUGUUAGUCGUGACAUUUUGGUAAAUACCAUUGUUGACCACUUCUCAGCGCGAUCAGUGCCUAUGACAAUGAAAGAUAUCAUCACCUUUUCUGAGCAAAUAACAAUUUUAUUUCCCAACGAAGACAUGCGCUAUUACUGCAACCGUCGAAAUGGCAAGAAUCCAACAGGCAAACUUUAUGAUAAGGCAACAAACAUCCGAAGGAAAAUAAAAAAAGAAACAGGAGCACUAAGCGUUGCACCUAAAUGUCAACCCACUCAAUCAAGUUUGUCGGAGCAGGCGAGCAAUAAUGAAAAUGACUUAGCCAUGAAAAAUUGGCUUUGUCAUAAUGUAGAGCCUUGGGGCGAUGUUGUAGAAAAAUGGACGAACACAGUCAAAUUAAGAACCGCAGAGAUUUUAAAUGAACACGCAAAUAUUUUAACUAAUUGGCCGCUGCUGAAACACAGUCUUGGAUACACUUUGGUUGAAAUUGAUUUUGAAGCGAAAUUUCCCAACUGUUCGCAGAAUUUGCUAAACGAAUGGCCAAAAUUUAGAAAGUCAAUUAUACCUUACAUGAAGACAAAAAUAAGAGAUGCAACGUCCAUUGAUAUGCUAAAAAAAAUUGACGAAAACAUCAGUACUGACUCAAUGGAUUGUUUAUUGACACUGCUUUUGCAUGCGAUACUUAAACCGUCAUUAAUUUCCGUUGGACAAACUUCUGGUGAAAAACGGCUUAAAUGGAAGCCAUCAAUAUGUGAUGCGCAAGCAGUGACAUUGCUGCAUUGCAGCAGCAUAAACGAUUAUCGGAGGAUGUACCACGAAUUAAAGAUUAAGUUAAAUCAAAAGAAUCUUCCUCUUCAGCCGCUACUAUUGGUAGUCGGAGAGAAACUAACUCAGUUAGACUCUUUUUACGUUAUUUUCGACAGUAUAAUUUACAAGGUACCGACAUUUUUAAAAUCACUUGAUACUUUAUUUAAAAUCUUUCAUGUAUUAAAUUUGGAAUAUCCGAUACAAGCGAAAUCCAUAUAUAAUUUUAUCGAAUCCUACUUUUUUGGCAUUGCGGAUUGUGCACACCCUAAUGUUAUUACACUUAAGAAUUAUUUAAAAGAUACUCAAAACUUGUUGGAGUAGAUUGAUAAAAUGUUCAAAUGCUUUAUAUGUAACGAAAGGUCUUCUACAUCAAAAUUGUUAGGUGACCAUUUGAAAUCUUUCCAUGUUUUUGCUGAGAUAAAAAAUUUUGUUUGCACUUUCUCUAAAUGUGGUCAAUGUUUUUCAAACGUGUAUAGUUUUCAAAAUCACCUACGUAGAGUUCAUGCGUCGUUGCCAAGUACACCUGCUGUAUCUUAUCAUGCACCUGUUUUUGUUAGGCCUAAUAUUACUAAAGGGCAGACUAAUAAAUUAAGUUCUAAUUUUAAUAAUACAACGCAAAAAAAAUUUAAUAUGAAUAUGUUUGUAUUGUCUCUACAUAACAAAACUUAAACCGAAAUUUCAUUUCCUUGUUCAUUAUUUCACUGCCAUAAAAAAAUGCGGCCCAUUAAAAAAUGUGUGGUGCAUGAGAUUUGAAGCUGUACACAAAAUAUUCAAAACGUACGCUAAUUCAAUUAAUUGCCGUGUAAAUGUUCCAUGGAGUCUUGCGAUUAAAGCCGCAUUGAAAUUUGCAUAUAGCUUGAGUAACGAACGUUUUUUUUCAACCAGAUUUAAAUAUAAGCGCUAAUUCUGUAUUACCUAGUACUUUAAGCUUUAAAUACAAUUCCGAUUUUCAAAGAGAAUAUGAAUUAUCUAAUUAUCAAUUUUAUUCAAAAGUUACUUUUAAAGGAUUUUUAUUUAAAAGAGGGUUUUUUGUUAUUGUAAAACAGGAGGCUAUAUACUUGUUUCAAAUCGAAGAUACUGUUGUAAGUUUGAUGCAAAAACUUUUCUUUAUUUGUUCACAGUGGGAAAUUAUAAAUUUCAGUACACAUAUUCAGUCAUACUUGGUAGGUGAAAAAUCAGAUAGUUAUAGUUUUAUAAGUGCAGACAAAAUUAGCUCACCUCCUGUACAUAUUCAUAUUCUUCAAAACAAUCAAAAAGCAAUCCGUUUAAAAAGUAUUUAAAACAAUUUGAUACAGUUUUUAUGCAGAGCUUAGAAAAACUCAACAAAUUUUUAUAAAAAUUGUG
Messenger RNA from Rhagoletis pomonella (apple maggot), 3780 nucleotides. RefSeq lists its product as uncharacterized. Bases 1102 to 2757 code for a protein of 551 amino acids. The transcript has 6 exons. Lineage: Eukaryota; Metazoa; Arthropoda; Insecta; Diptera; Tephritidae. The record is from RefSeq and is a predicted model, not a curated record.